Messenger RNA from Apodemus sylvaticus (European woodmouse), 2624 nucleotides. Its product is annotated as cytochrome P450 4V2. NCBI's taxonomy places the organism in Eukaryota, Metazoa, Chordata, Mammalia, Rodentia, Muridae. Gene Ontology annotation, molecular function: monooxygenase activity; oxidoreductase activity, acting on paired donors, with incorporation or reduction of molecular oxygen; heme binding. The transcript is spliced from 11 exons. Bases 363 to 1940 code for a protein of 525 amino acids. The record is from RefSeq and is a predicted model, not a curated record.
CGGUCUUUCGCUUUCGCCUUGCUCCCCAGAGGCUAGCGCAUAGUGCACAUUACGCAGACUCCUGCAGGGCAUCGCAACAAACCUGCGGGCGCUUUCUCUGCCAGCCUCGGAAAGUUUGUCCCCAGGGCCUGGCAGUGGCGGCUCCAGAUUCACCCGGCUCCAGAGCAGGAAGACCUGAGAGGACCUGGUGUGGCCCGGCGUGGGGUUGGGGUGGGGUUCUUCUCUCUUGAGCCCCGAACUCCUACAUCCCGAGUUCCCGAACUUGUCCCCUGAAUUGGAGAAAGACCUCCCUCCACCGCACCCCCAGCGGCUGAUCGCCACCUUCUCUCUGGCAGCCUAGAGUGAAGAGGGGAGUCAGAGAGAUGUUGUGGCUGUGGUUAGGGCUCAGCGGGCAGAAGCUCUUGCUUUGGGGUGCAGCGAGCGCAAUCUCCGUGGCCGGUGCCACUAUCCUGCUCAACGUCCUGCAGAUGUUGGUAAGCUAUGUUCGGAAAUGGCAGCAGAUGCGGCCAAUCCCAUCGGUGGCCCGCGCCUACCCCUUGGUAGGACACGCGCUGUUAAUGAAGCCCGGCAACACAGAAUUUUUUCAGCAGCUAAUUAAGUACACAGAAGAAUUUCGACACCUGCCGAUCAUUAAACUUUGGAUUGGACCAGUGCCCCUGGUGGCACUUUAUAAGGCAGAGAAUGUGGAGGUGAUUUUGACCAGCUCGAAGCAAAUCGAUAAAUCGUUUCUGUACAAGUUCCUACAGCCAUGGCUGGGACUGGGACUUCUUACAAGUACUGGGAGCAAAUGGCGAACCAGGAGGAAGAUGCUAACGCCCACUUUCCAUUUUACAAUUCUGGAGGAUUUCUUAGAUGUCAUGAACGAACAAGCAAAUAUAUUGGUUAAUAAGCUUGAAAACCACGUCGACCAAGAAGCCUUUAACUGCUUUAUUCACAUCACUCUUUGCGCUCUGGAUAUAAUCUGUGAAACAGCAAUGGGGAAGAACAUUGGAGCUCAAAGUAAUGGUGAUUCUGAGUAUGUCCGUACGGUGUAUAGGAUGAGCGAUAUGAUAUAUAGAAGAAUGAAGAUGCCCUGGCUUUGGUUUGACCUUUGGUACCUUAUGUUUAAAGAAGGGCGGGACCACAAAAGGGGACUCAAGAGCCUACAUACGUUCACCAACAAUGUCAUUGCUGAACGGAUCAAUGAAAGGAAGGUGGAGGAAGACUGCACCGGUGCUGGCAGGGGUCCUAUGUCCUCCAAGAAUAAGCGCAAGGCUUUCCUUGACUUGCUUUUGAGUGUGACUGAUGAGGAAGGAAACAGAUUAAGUCACGAGGACAUCCGAGAGGAAGUUGACACCUUCAUGUUUGAGGGUCACGAUACCACUGCUGCUGCAAUAAACUGGUCCUUAUACCUACUGGGUUCCAAUCCAGAAGUCCAGAGGAAAGUGGGCAAGGAGUUGGAUGAUGUGUUUGGAAGAUCCCACCGCCCUGUCACCUUGGAAGACCUGAAGAAACUUAAAUAUCUGGAUUGUGUCAUUAAGGAGACCCUCCGAGUUUUCCCGUCUGUCCCUUUAUUCGCCCGGAGUCUUAAUGAAGACUGUGAAGUGGCUGGUUACAGAAUCGCAAAAGGAACAGAAGCAGUCAUCAUUCCCUAUGCACUACAUCGAGACCCUAGAUACUUCCCAGAUCCUGAGGAAUUCCGGCCAGAGCGGUUCUUUCCUGAAAAUUCCCAAGGACGCCAUCCCUAUGCCUACGUGCCAUUUUCUGCUGGACCUAGAAACUGUAUUGGUCAAAAGUUUGCUGUCAUGGAGGAAAAGACCAUUCUCGCAUGUAUCUUGAGGCAGUUCUGGGUAGAAUCCAACCAGAAGAGAGAAGAACUCGGCCUGUCUGGAGAUUUGAUUCUUAGGCCAAAUAAUGGCAUCUGGAUCAAGUUGAAGAGAAGACAUGAAGAUGGUCCCUAACUCCAUCCUCCAGCUAAAGAGGAGACAUGAAGAUGGUCCCUAACUCCAUCCUCCAACUGUGACCUUAUCAUGAUGAAGAACAUUCCAAAGAAACAUGGUACCCACAAUUUUUAGAUUAUGAGCUGAAAACUCUGAAUCCUCAAACCUAGCGUUUUUCCUUUCUUGUCCCCAUUGAUCAUGGGACACAGUCUAUCACUGAGAGUUUUUGUAUGUUUGUCACCAGUAUGGAUGCCAUGUCACAACUGGUCUGUCUCCCGAGGGCACUGUUAACUAGCUGAAGUAGCACUGACAUAAACAUGCAAGAAAAAUUAUAACAGAGGGACAUUGGCCUGUCCAAUUCCACUGGUUAGACUCAAAGGUCAUCAUUUAAAUGAAAUCUCAGAAUUAAAAUAUUCUUGUUGACUUGGAAAUUCAUAUAUCAUUUGAAAAUGGUGGGUGAUUAAGCCCUUAGGAUAAUAGGCUUAAGUUUUUGUAAUGUCAUAAAUGCUAUUAGUUAUGAGUAAUUGCCAGAGCACUUUCGAAUUUUAUCAUGAAAGGCAGGUCCCUUGCAUGCACGAGUCAAGUUUUGGUCACCUUGUUAACUGUGUGCUAGAAUCUUCUUUCUGGUCUCGGUGGACACAAUCACUUUAUACAUCUUAUUAUUGGAAGAGAGUCCUCUUCACAACAUCCAACCUCUCACAGAAG